Messenger RNA from Eruca vesicaria subsp. sativa (arugula), 965 nucleotides. The record is from the annotation of a GenBank genome assembly. NCBI's taxonomy places the organism in Eukaryota, Viridiplantae, Streptophyta, Magnoliopsida, Brassicales, Brassicaceae.
AGAGCUCUUCUUUUCAAAACAUGGACCGAUCAAUAGUUCUUUCUCUAGCACUAGCCUCACUCUUGGUCGGAGUCGUCUCAGCUCGUGACUGGAACAUAUUGAACCAGCUCAAAGGUCUCGGUUCAUCAUCAUCAAGCCAAAACGGUAUCGUCUCUUCUGGACUCUCCACGAACCUGAAACGGUACUGCGAAAGCUGGAGGAUCAACGUGGAAGUAUACAACAUCAGAAACUUCGAUGUGGUGCCUCAGGAGUGCGUGUCGUACGUCAAGAAGUAUAUGACGUCUCCUCAGUACGAGGAUGACGUGGAGAGAGCCGUCGAUGAGGCCAUCCUUUAUUUCGGGAGCAUGUGUUGUAGCAAGAGUAAGUGUGAUGGCAUGGACGCUUGGAUCUUUGACAUCGAUGACACGCUUCUCUCUACCAUUCCUUACCACAUGAACAAUGGCUUCUUUGGAGGAGAGAAGUUGAACUCUACCAAAUUCGAGGAUUGGAUAAGGAAAAGGAAAGCACCACCAGUGCCACACAUGGUGAAAUUGUACCAUGACAUUAGAGAAAGAGGCAUCAAGAUCUUCCUGGUCUCUUCACGUAGAGAAUAUCUCAGAUCUGCCACCGUUGACAACCUUAUCCAGGCCGGUUAUUAUGGCUGGUCCAACCUCAUCCUCAGGGGUUUAGAAGAUGAGCAUAAGGAGGUUAAACAAUACAUGUCAGAGAAGAGAACAUGGCUCAUGAGUCUUGGUUACAGAGUAUGGGGAGUGAUGGGAAGCCAAUGGAGCAGCUUCGCAGGUUGUCCUCUUCCCAAGAGAACCUUCAAGCUCCCAAACUCCAUCUACUACGUGGCCUGAUCAUUACACUGCAAAGCUUUGAUUUAAGCUUUUUGGAACAAGAAGAACCCAUAAAUAAGAAAGAACGGUUUUGAUUGUGAUUCUUAUUUUUGUUUUUCCCUUUCAUGUCAUCUUUUUUUUUUUUUU